AUGAACGCGCUCCAGAACAUCCCGGAGCACCAGAAGCCCGAAUUCAUGCGGAGUCUGGAGACUAUGCAGAUGAAGGACUCGCUGAAGAUGUACAACAACCUCGUCGAGCAGUGCUUCGCCCACUGCGUCGCCGCGCGCGACGGCAGCUUCCGGAGCAAGGCGCUGGACAAGAAGGAGGACGAGUGCAUCUGCAGGUGCGCCGAGAAGUACAUCAAGCUGACGCAGCGCGUCGGCUUCCGUUUCGCGGAGCACCAGGCCGCGCAGGGCGCCGCGCCGAGCCCCUAG
Molecule: messenger RNA, 285 nt
Organism: Aureococcus anophagefferens
Lineage: Eukaryota; Pelagophyceae; Pelagomonadales; Pelagomonadaceae
Exons: 2
Coding region: 1-285 (94 amino acids)
Source: RefSeq, a predicted model, not a curated record